Messenger RNA from Beta vulgaris subsp. vulgaris (sugar beet), 1707 nucleotides. RefSeq lists its product as uncharacterized. Gene Ontology annotation, biological process: DNA integration. Gene Ontology annotation, molecular function: RNA-DNA hybrid ribonuclease activity; nucleic acid binding. Lineage: Eukaryota; Viridiplantae; Streptophyta; Magnoliopsida; Caryophyllales; Amaranthaceae. The transcript is spliced from 3 exons. Bases 1 to 1707 code for a protein of 568 amino acids. The record is from RefSeq and is a predicted model, not a curated record.
AUGGCCUUCACGGUAGAAGUGGUGUCUCCAACAGAUGUCAUAAAAUACAUGAUAUCUCAACCUUUCAUAAAAAGAAGGUUAAGUAAAUGGAGUCUACACCUACUGCAAUUCGAUUUAGUAUACGUGCCUCAAAAAUCAGUAAAAGGUCAAGCUCUAGCUCAUUUCCUAGAAACUCACCCUUGUUGUGAAUCUGGGAUCAUUGAUGAAGACGUUCUCCCGUGGACAUUAUUCUUCGAUGUUUCUAAUACCAAAGAAACAGUAGAAGCUGGAAUAUGUAUUCUAUCUCCUGAUGGGGUUCCAACUAAAGUAGCAAUAACCUUGAGAGGUCCAUACACAAAUAACAGGGGUAAGUAUAAAGCUCUAUUGAUUGGACUAGAGUUGUUAUUGGAAUUGGGAGCUAAGAAAGCUAACAUAUAUGGAGAUUCUCAGUUGGUUAUUUAUCAAAUGACUGAAGAAUUUAAAUGUAUUUCAUCUAUAUCCCAGGAAUAUAGUAAGAAAGUACAGAGAUUGUCUAAACAAUUCAAAGUAAUUUCUUUCAUACAUAUUCCUAGAAAAGAAAAUGGAAUAGCAGAUCAGUUGUCUCAAAUAGCUUCUGUUAGAGAGGAGAUACCUUCACCAAAUGAAGAUAUCAUCCUUCAAGAAAAAAUCAUGGAUCCUGUUAAUGGAACUGAUAUAGAAAUGUUAGAAAUUAUAUUGGAAGUCUAUAGAGUUUCAAUAUUAAGAGAGGAUGAGGAUUGGAGAAAAGAAAUUAUUCAAUAUCUCCAAGAUCCAACUGGGAUAAAAGUGCCUAAUAGAGUUAAAAUGGCUGCAACCAAAUUUUAUGUUGGGGAAGCUUUAACUCUCAUGGCAGAAAUUCAUCAGGGGCUUUGUGGUGCUCAUCAAAACGGUCUAAAAAUGAGAUCGUUGUUGCAUGAACAUGGUUACUAUUGGCCUACUAUGAGAAAGGAUUGUAUAGACUAUGCAAAAGGUUGUAAAAGAUGUCAAAAGUUUGGACCCAUUAGUAGGGUUCCAGCCUCAGAGCUGAAGUACAUUCUUAAGCCUUGGCCAUUUAGAGGAUGGGAAGUAGAUGUUAUAGGAGAAAUUAACCCUGCAUCUUCAAAAAAAGCAUUCAUACAUCCUAAAGAAAAAAUCUUUACAAGAUUUGGAAUCCAAGAAACCAUAACCUUUUAUCAGGCUACAUUGUUGGGAAAUCCUGAUUUGUUGGAUUAUCUUACCCAAUUUGGGAUUACUAAGUUACAUUCAACACCAUAUUAUGAUCACGCUAAUGGUCAAGCUGAGGCUACUAAUAAAAUCACAGUAAAGGGAAUCUCAAAAAUGGUGGAUAAUAAUCCUAGGAAAUGGGAUGAAUUGUUGCUAUAUGCUCUAUGGGCCUAUAGGACCUCUAAAAUUGAAGCAAUAGGAGUUACUCCUUUCAACUUAGUUUAUGGACAUACUCCAGUAAUCCCUGCUGAAGUAAAUAUAAGGUCCUCUAGAGUAGCCCAACAAAUGGGAUUAUCAGGAGAUGAUUACUCUCAAGCAAUGGAUAUUGAGGUAAUGGAUGCUUUAGAAACUAAGAAAGAAGCCUUAGAAAAAAUUAGAAUCCAAAAGGAGAAGGUUGCUAGAGCCUAUAAUAAAAAGGUAGUGCUAAAAGAAUUUCAGGAGAAUGAUAAGGUUUGGAAGAUGUUUCUACCAGAAGCAGCUUAUAAAGACCCUAAACUAGGAAAUUGA